AUGCCAGACCAGCAUUCACGCCAUCGCCAAAACGCAUCAACGCCCACAAGAGCAGACAAUGACACGAAUCGGAAACCUCCCGAUUCCCUCGAACCUCCCCAGCGCAGCUAUCCACGCCGCCCAACCUCCGGCCUGGCCUACGCCCUCUACUCCUUCUCCUCCCAAUGGUUCCUCGUCCCGCAGGGCAUGGGCAUCCUCGCCGUGAUUCUGCAUCAACUCCCGUAUCAAUUUCGCGGGCUGGGCGUGAUAUCCAAAGUUAUAUGGGUGUAUACAAUCGUGUUGCUUGGGUUGGGUCUGGGCUUGUAUCUUCUACGGAUCCUGCUGUAUCCACGGCAUGUCGCCCACCAGCUACGCCAUAGCAUCCUGGAAACGUCGUGCCUGGCGAGCAUAUCCAUCGCCUUUACGUCAAUCAUACAGAUGAUUUCGUUGACUGUGGUUAGAGAAUGGGGCCCGGCAUGGGGUCUGGUUGCGUUUAUCCUGUGGUGGAUCAAUACCGCUCUCGCCGUCAUCGCGGUCUUGGGGAUACCCUAUGUCUACGUCCAGGUGCAACCGCCAGGAAUUAAAGCUGUUCCGCCCGCAACUCUGCUCCCACUCAUCUCUGCAUUAACCUCCGCUGCCGGCGGGGCGGUAAUCUGCCGAUACGGCGCCAUCAGCCCGCGCCUCCAGGUCCCCAUGAUCAUCGUAUCCUAUCUCGAGAUCGGGAUCGGACUACCCCUCGCAGUCGCCUUGGAAACAAUCUACCUCGCACGCCUAUUCGACCAGUCGUUCCCUACCAAGAAGGAGAUCUAUCAGACCAUGAUCCUCUGCGGGCCCUUUGGCCAAGCAAGCUUUGCCCUACAAAUGUUAGGCCAGGCCGUUCAGCGCGGGAGUUUUGCGGCAUAUAACCGCGGGACCUUUAUCACUGCCAGUGCCGCACCCACAGUGGGUAUAUCCAGCCAGCUCGCUGGCUUGUUGUCCUGGGGGUUUGGCACGUUCUGGUGGACCUUUUCCCUCCUAAGCAUCGCGCACACCCUUUUUGCCCAGCCAGGUGGUUGGCGGCAGACAAAAUUCACACUGGGUGCUUGGUCGCUCGUCUUCCCGUGGGGCGUAUACACCAACGCAGCCGUGAUGCUCGGCAAAAUCAUGAAGUCCCCAGCCUUCGAUGUCUGGUCAACGGCACUAACCAUCAUUUUAAUCCUAAUAACGAUAAAUAACCACAUAUGGACCAUCAAGGGGCUUCUUUUGGGCACUAUAUUCGGCUUAGAGAAAGGCUGGAGAUACCAUGACGAGGCCCUCGAUGCCGAAGGGCGUGAUAAAUGA
This is a messenger RNA of Uncinocarpus reesii 1704, 1299 nucleotides long. RefSeq lists its product as uncharacterized. The transcript has 2 exons. Gene Ontology annotation, molecular function: sulfite transmembrane transporter activity. The coding region runs from base 1 to 1299 and encodes 432 amino acids. The record is from RefSeq and is a predicted model, not a curated record. NCBI's taxonomy places the organism in Eukaryota, Fungi, Ascomycota, Eurotiomycetes, Onygenales, Onygenaceae. Gene Ontology annotation, biological process: sulfite transmembrane transport; transmembrane transport. Gene Ontology annotation, cellular component: plasma membrane.